AUGCGGUCACCGACGGCAAACGCCUCAAACGUCGCCGGCGUCGAGGCGGUCGUCGUGCACAGCUGGCUGCAGAGCCUGGAGGUCGGCGAAGCGCCCGCAGACUUGGCGCUCGACAGCGGGUACUUCAGCAUGCCGCUGGUGGAGCUGACGCAGUGCGCCAACUACCUCAACUUCCUCAGGUCGGCUGGCGUGAGCCACGAGAGCGUGGUCAAGAGCUCCGCCACGGCCGUCGGCCACAGCCAGGGCGUGGUGAGCGCCGUUAUCUUCUUGGCGGCCAAGACGGCCGAGGAGUUCGUCGCGAUCGGUGUCUGCGUCGUGGACGCCGGCCCGAUGCUGGCCGUGCGCGGCCUCAAGAAGGAGCACGUGGCCAAGGCCAUCGAGGUGGCCAAGCGCCGCACCAAGAGGCCCGACCUGCAGCUGUCGCUCAUCAACGCGUCGGACGUGGUGAACAUGACGGGCUUCCCCGCCACGCUGAUGCUGCUGAAGCAGGCGCUGGAGGGCCUGUUCGCCAAGGCCGACGCCAACCAGACGCGCAUCCCGCACUCGCAGCGGAAGCCCAUGGGCUCGCUGUCGUUCCUGCCGCUGUCGGCUCAUUUCCACACACCGCUGCUGACUGAGGCCAAGCCGAAGCUGGUCCAGGACGCUGAGCGCGUCAAGUGCGCCAGCAAAGGCAGCCAACUGCAGGUGCCCGUGUACGCUACGAACGCGGAGGCAACCAACCUGCAGGCGGUUGACGACGUUGUCGAUAUACUUAUUAACAUGCAGUUGCUGAAGCUCGUGGACUGGACGGCGACGUGGGCACAGAUCGCGGAGCACCACUCGAGCGCAACUCACGUGCUGGCGUUUGGACCCGAUCUUGGCGUAGCAAAGCUGAGCGACAAGUUUGCGGAAGGCCUGGGCAUCGAGGUGGUGAUUGCGACCGCCAAGCAUCCGAUUAGGAGCACAUCGACGAAGUACGACCCUCACGUCGGCCUGCAGCAGUUCAUCGACGCUGCGCCGAGCUUCACCCCGGCCGAGGCGACGUGGGCAAAGAAGUUCGGCCCGCAGGUGACGGCGUCGGGCAAGAUCUACAACAUAUUCACACGCGCGCUGAACAAGCCUCCCAUCAUGGCCGCGGGUAUGACGCCCACGACGAGCCUGGAAGGUAUCGACCUCGUUGCGGCUAUCCAGAACGCGGGUUCCCACGGCGAGCUUGUGGCGGGUGGUCUGUCGCACCCGAACAUCUUCGAGGACGCGGCGAACGAGCUGGUGUCGAAGAUCAAGCCUGGCCUCGUCAUCGCAAUCAACAUGCUGUACCUGACCGCGAAGCAGUGGGGCUUCCAGUUCCCGAUGGUCCUUCGUAUGCGCCGCAGCGGCGUGCCUAUCGAGAGCAUCACGAUUGGUGCCGGUAUCCCGACGCAGGAGCGUGCGCUUGAGAUUAUGUCGCAGCUGGAGGCCGUUGGCAUCAAGUGGACUGACGGCCGCGCUGGUGGCCACCACAGCUUUGAGGACUUCCACCAGCCGAUGGAGGAGACGUACGCCGCCAUUCGUCGCGUGUCGAACGUGCUGGUGGUGGUGGGCUCUGGCUUCGGCAACUGGGAGGACUCGAAGCAGUAUCUCACGGGCGAGUGGAGUCUGGCCCGCGGCCACCUGCACAAUAUGCCUGCAGAUGGUAUCCUGAUGGGCUCUCGCGUGAUGGUCGCGAAGAAGGCCGCGACCGCGCCGGCAGUGAAGAAGCUGCUGGAGCUGGAGUGGGAGACGAGCUACACGGGCGUCACGGGCGGCGUUGUCACGGUGACAUCGGAGCUGGGCGAGCCGAUCCACGUGGUUGCCAACCGCUGCGCUGUGCUGUGGAAGGAGUUUGACAACAAGUACUUCUCGAUCCCGCACGAGCAGGUGGAGCUGGCCCUCCGCCUGAACAAACAGGACAUCAUCGUGCGCCUGAAUGCCGACUACCAGAAGCCGAACUUCGGCUGCGAGCGCAACGUCGAGACGGCCGAGGUUUUCCCGGCGGAGCUGGAGGAGAUGUCAUACGGAGACGUGCUGGCCCGCUUGCUGUUCACGCGCACGGACGCGCGUUUCCGCCGCGAAAGCUCUGGCGCACUGUUCGACCAGUCGGAGCUCUAG
Molecule: messenger RNA, 2106 nt
Organism: Phytophthora sojae
Lineage: Eukaryota; Oomycota; Peronosporomycetes; Peronosporales; Peronosporaceae
Exons: 6
Coding region: 1-2106 (701 amino acids)
Biological process (GO): fatty acid biosynthetic process
Cellular component (GO): fatty acid synthase complex
Molecular function (GO): fatty acid synthase activity; enoyl-[acyl-carrier-protein] reductase (NADH) activity
Source: RefSeq, a predicted model, not a curated record